Hibiscus syriacus is the source of this 990-nucleotide messenger RNA. RefSeq names its product protein PPLZ02-like. Gene Ontology annotation, molecular function: DNA-binding transcription factor activity; DNA binding. NCBI's taxonomy places the organism in Eukaryota, Viridiplantae, Streptophyta, Magnoliopsida, Malvales, Malvaceae. The record is from RefSeq and is a predicted model, not a curated record. The transcript is spliced from 2 exons. The coding region runs from base 143 to 685 and encodes 180 amino acids. Gene Ontology annotation, biological process: regulation of DNA-templated transcription.
AGUUAAUUUCACCAUGUCUGUCAGCUACAAAAAGGCCCUCUCCUUCCCACCCCUCCCCCCUCCCUAGCAUCAUUCUCACUCUCUCAGGCAUCCACAAACACUUUUUUCCCCUCUUCAAAAGCAACGUUUCUUUCACACUAACAUGGCUAGACCACAACAACGAUAUCGAGGUGUCCGACAAAGGCAUUGGGGUUCUUGGGUUUCUGAAAUUCGCCAUCCUAUCUUGAAAACUAGAAUUUGGCUGGGAACAUUCGAAACUGCAGAAGACGCGGCUCGCGCUUACGAUGAAGCUGCAAGGCUUAUGUGUGGGCCGAGAGCUAGAACAAACUUCCCUUAUAAUCCAAAUGCAACACAAUCAUCAUCAUCCAAGAUACUAUCAGCAACUUUGACAGCUAAACUACAUAAAUGCUACAUGGCUUCACUUCAAAUGACCAAACAACAACCACUGAAGGAGCCAAAAAGUGAGCCACCAACACCACAUGUCAUCAGCAACAAUUGCAUUGCAGGUAGAGACAAUGGAAUGGGAGUUCACCUGCUGGAGAAGAGACCAUUGCCAGUUCAAGAGACUGAAACCAAUCGGGUUGUCAAGAAAGCUCAAGUACCGUUCAAAUCUCUUGAAGAGGAUCACAUUGAACAAAUGAUUGAGGAGUUGCUUGACUAUGGCUCCAUUGAACUAUGUCCAUAGGAUAUCCACCAUUCCUUUCUUCUUUCUCUCUACAUUUCUCCCCUUUUCUCCCUUUCAUCAUCGUUGGAAACAACAGCCUUGAGGAGUUAAGGCUGGCUUGGUCUUCAGUCUUUACACUUUAUUCCAUGCCAGUGGCAUUGAUUCGCUAAUGUAACCCAUUCUUAAGCAACCUUGAACCUUCCUUUAGACCCUAGCGUCUACCAUGUUACGGUGUACAGAAGCUCUGUUAUGAUAUAUGAUAUUAUCAUCUGCUCUGUCUCUUGCUUUUCGAUCAUGGAUUCGGAGGAUGAAAUGUAGGAGUUUCC